Carassius auratus (goldfish) is the source of this 1739-nucleotide messenger RNA. RefSeq names its product cytochrome P450, family 17, subfamily A, polypeptide 2 (gene cyp17a2). Gene Ontology annotation, biological process: progesterone metabolic process; hormone biosynthetic process. The record is from RefSeq and is a predicted model, not a curated record. Lineage: Eukaryota; Metazoa; Chordata; Actinopteri; Cypriniformes; Cyprinidae. Bases 221 to 1702 code for a protein of 493 amino acids. Gene Ontology annotation, molecular function: steroid 17-alpha-monooxygenase activity; iron ion binding; heme binding. The transcript has 8 exons.
AAAGAAUUUGUGUGUAAGUAGUUGGAAAAAACUCCAAGUUUGCAAUGCAUAAAAUAUUCUUUUGAAGUCACUGCACUGGUAAAUGAACGGUUAACUAGCAGUCAUCAGAUCUGCUCUGUCAUUGGUCAGACACCUCAGGGUUUCUGUGACCUCCAACCCCAAACCAAGGCUGGUCCGCUGAGCAGUUAUAUGAGCUCUGGGAGCGUGAGUCUGUAGGUUAAUGAAGAGCAUCAUGUGUUCAGUGAGUGUGUACUGCUGCAUUGUUCUGCUGCUGCUGCUGCUGCUGCUGGCCAGAUGCAUGCUGGGACGGCGCUCGGUGCCAUGUCUGCCGAGGGUGCCGGUGUUGGGCAGUCUACUGCACCUGCGCUCGUCUCUGCCUCCUCACCUGCUCCUCACACAGCUGUCACACAGGUACGGCCCUCUGUUUGGCCUGUACUCCGGACCACACUUCACACUGGUGGUCAGCGAGAUCAGUCUGGUCAGAGAAGUGCUGCUUCAGCGCGGCCGAGAGUUCGCCGGACGGCCCAAGAUGGUGACCACAGAUGUGUUGACUCAGGGUGGGAAGGAUAUUGCGUUUGCAGACUACAGUCCGUUGUGGAAGAACCAUCGGCGUCUGGUGCACAACUCCUUCACUUUGUUUGGAGAGGGAUCUAGCAAACUACAGACCAUUGUUCAGGAGGCUGCAGAAGAUCUGUGCGAGGAGCUCCAGUCCUGCAGAGGUCAGAGUUCAGAUCUCAACCCGGUUCUGAUGCGUGCAGUCACUAACGUCAUCUGCAGGCUGGUGUUCAACUCCUCGUACCAGCGCAACGACCCCGAGCUCCUGACCGUCAUGGACUACAACGACGGCAUCGUCCAGACCAUCGCCAGAGGAGGGCUCAUCGACAUUUUUCCCUGGCUGAGAAUUUUCCCCAACAAGGACCUAAAGAAGCUGAAGCAGUGUGUUUCAGUGAGAGACCAACUCCUGCACAGAAAACUGCUGGAGCACAAGAUGACCCUCACACCCGGAGAGCCUCGAGACCUGCUGGACGCUCUUCUGAUUGGUCAGAUGACGGGGUCAGGUGGGGAGGAUGACAUCACGGAGGAUCAUGUGCUGAUGACGGCGGCCGAGGCGUUUGGAGCCGGUGUGGAGACGACCUCCACCACACUGCUGUGGACCAUAGCCUUCCUCCUGCACCACCCACAGGUGCAGGAGCGUGUUCACUCUGAGCUGGAUGAGUGUGUGGGUCAGGCUCGUGCUCCGUCUCUGAGUGAUCGCUCUCGUCUGCCGCUCCUGGACGCUGUUCUCUGUGAGGUGAUGCGGAUUCGUCCCGUCAGCCCCAUCCUCAUCCCACACGUUGCUAUGCAGGACACCAGUUUGGGGGGUCACUCUGUUCCUAAAGGAACCCGUGUGCUGGUGAACAUGUGGGCGAUUCACCACGACCCCAAACACUGGGACGAGCCUGAGCAGUUCAGACCCGAGCGGUUCCUGGACUCGUCGGGGAGGAGAGCGACCCCCAGCAGCUUCCUGCCGUUCGGAGCCGGUCCGCGGGUCUGUGUGGGAGAAUCUCUGGCCAGAAUCGAGCUCUUUCUGUUCGCCAGCCGCCUCCUGCAGCGCUUCCACUUCAGCGUCCCACCGGGGGCUUCACUGCCCGAGCUGCAGGGACGACUGGGAGUAGUGCUCCAGCCCCAGAGCUACAGAGUCACAGUCAGCCCCCGACACUGACACACACACACACACACAGAGACACACACACACACAC